UAGAGAUACAGUCUUCUUGAUAUAUAAUUAUUGACUGGAGAGUCACUGGACUGUCAAUACGAAAAAAGUUAUCCUCAUCAACUUCGCGCGCGCCAUUGGAUCACUCCUUUUCAAAUUCUACUUUCAUGUCGUCCAGUUCUGCCACACGGAUCCGUCGAGAAGAGGAUGUACAGAAGGCCUAUGAUAUUCAAGUACAAGCAGGGUUAGAGGGAGCCGCAAGAUUCACAGCAGUUGGAGUUGGUCUUAGCAUUGUUGCGCAUUAUUCUUGGCCAGCUUUCCGACGCCAAGGGCGUCCUUUCAAAGCAUUACUAUUAUCGUUGUUUUGUGUAGCUGGUGUAGUAUUCGGAGCAGAGCGUGCCCUCAUUGCACAUGAGGCACAACGAAGACUGGAAGAAAAUAACAUACGAAGAGUUGCUCGCUUUGAACUUACGAAACAAGGCAUUGUACCCACCGAAACCGAAAUCGCAAAAUGGAGGGAGGUUAAUGAGCGUCAGGAUUAAGAAGUAAUUAUCCUAACGUAUGUAUCCAAAUAUCAGUUAUAAUCAUGGGCAGUGGUA
Lentinula edodes (shiitake mushroom) is the source of this 557-nucleotide messenger RNA. RefSeq lists its product as uncharacterized. The record is from RefSeq and is a predicted model, not a curated record. NCBI's taxonomy places the organism in Eukaryota, Fungi, Basidiomycota, Agaricomycetes, Agaricales, Omphalotaceae. Bases 126 to 500 code for a protein of 124 amino acids. The transcript is spliced from 4 exons.